Messenger RNA from Daldinia vernicosa, 2297 nucleotides. Its product is annotated as acid protease. The coding region runs from base 550 to 1980 and encodes 476 amino acids. NCBI's taxonomy places the organism in Eukaryota, Fungi, Ascomycota, Sordariomycetes, Xylariales, Hypoxylaceae. The transcript has 2 exons. The record is from RefSeq and is a predicted model, not a curated record. Gene Ontology annotation, molecular function: aspartic-type endopeptidase activity. Gene Ontology annotation, biological process: proteolysis.
UGAAUUGACAGCCAAGUGAGGAUCGCCUCCUAUUUGACAAUCCCGGUCCAUAUCGCAAGGCAUACGUGCGCAUAGCAUCCUGAGACCCUCAAGUACCUUGGCUCAGUCGAAGUGGCUCAGCUAACAUACCUUCUAACUUGUCGUUCGACACAUUCGACCAACCGAACUCCCCGGCUUUCUAUUCACACCACGCCGAGCAACUGGAUUGCUGGAUUUGUUAUUUUGAUUUGUUAUUUUCUUAUUCUUUUCAAAUAAUAGCUAUCUUUCCUCGCCAUCUUGAAUUCCUUAUUUCCGUCUCUUAUACCAUUCUCCCACGCUUUUAGAUGUGUUCUUAGCCCCGGCCGGCCACGCACGACUUACGAAUCCGUUCCACUGUACUUUAUACAUCCCUCGCCUCCUUCGCCUUGGACGGCUGUACAUAUAACUAAACACUCCAGGCGCCUACCGGUAGAAGUUACCCUUCGAUGUUUAGGUUAUAGCAUCUGGUACUGUUAUUGUAAGCUUCGGAUUGGUGUGAUAAAAUUAUCUCGACGGCCUUCAAUCUUCACUAUGAAAUCGACAAUACUGCUUGCCCUUGUGGCAAGCGUCUCGGCCGUUCCGGCAAAUGCACGUAGGCUACAGAGUAGUACCAGCCAUCCAAAAGUUAUAAGCUUGACCACAGAACGGAAGACCAUAUCAGAUCCUGUAAGACGAGACCGUUUGCGGCGGAGAGACGGUACUUUUAGUGCGGAAUUAGACAACGAGGAGACACUAUACUUUGUGAAUGGCUCACUAGGAACGCCGGCGCAGUCACUUCGUAUGCACCUGGACACGGGUAGCAGUGAUCUUUGGGUGAAUACUGAUUCUUCACCCCUCUGUUCUCAGAGGUCGGAUCCUUGCUCUUUCGCGGGAACCUAUAACGCCAACUCUUCUUCCACUUACGAAUAUGUGGGAAGUUGGUUCAACAUUUCUUACGUUGAUGGCUCCGGGGCGAGUGGAGACUAUGUCACUGAUACUAUUCGAAUCGGUGAUUUGUCGCUAGAGAGUUUCCAGUUUGGAAUUGGGUAUCAAAGUACUUCCGAACAAGGUAUCCUUGGUAUUGGAUACCCCGUUAACGAGGUGCAAGUCGGCCGGGCUGGAAAGGAUGCGUAUGAUAAUCUUCCGAAGAAGAUGGUGACAGCCGGGCAAAUCGAAAGGAACGCUUACAGUCUAUGGCUGAACGAUUUGGAUGCGAAUAGAGGCAGCAUUCUGUUUGGGGGAGUCGAUACGGCGAAAUACACAGGAAGUCUCCAGACGCUUCCCACCCAGGCCAAUGGCGGCGUCUACUCGGAGUUCCUGAUUACUUUGACCUCUCUGUCAGUGGGGAACAGCACUAUCGCCGAUAACCAGGCCCUGGCUGUCUUGCUAGACUCCGGCUCCUCGCUUACCUAUCUACCCGAUAGCAUGGUCGAGGGGAUCUACGAUGCGGUUAACGCGCAGUACGAAUCGAGCGAAGGUGCGGCGUACGUAGCAUGCUCCUUAGAGAGCCAAACAGCGACGAUCGACUUCGUUUUUUCAGGAGUGAAGAUCUCGGUAGAAAUGAACGAACUGGUGCUAGAUUUGGUGACGACAACGGGACAACGCCCUACAUUCUCGAACGGCGUCGAGGCAUGUCUGUUUGGCAUCGCCCCAGCUGGCUCGGGAACGAACGUUUUGGGUGACACCUUCCUUCGAUCAGCUUAUGUCGUUUACGAUCUCGAGAAUAAUGAGAUCUCGAUCGCACAGACCAACUUCAACACAACAGAGUCAAAUGUCCAAGCAAUUCCUAGCGGCACCGGCAUUCCCGGCGCCACCGCAGUUACUAACGCUGUCUCAGCAACGGAGGGUGUCGUACGAGGUAGUGGUAACGGAGGCACCGGCUUGGGCGACAGUACGGAUGGCGCUGCAAUGACAAGUGCCUCCGUUUCAGCAGCGGUCCUAUUCCUGUCCUUCGGAGUGGCCACGCUAGCCACGAUACUAUAGUACAUGGAGAUAUUAUACCCAUAUUGUUCUGGUCCGGAUUAUUGGAUGGCAUAAGCAUUGUAGGGCGUUAGGGCGCAUAUAAGUUACUUCGAAUUCGACAUAGCCGAUUUGUUUUUUUGUUUUUUUUCCGCUGGCAUUGAAAUACCGGUAUAGAUGACCGGUCAACAUCGAGAUUGCAUAGUUGCGUGAUAUCCGUGGUAGCGCUUGUUCGCUUAGCAUGGUCAUAUUGGUGAUGGAUAUUUAGCACCGAGUACGUACGUGCGGGAUGUUAUAUAGAUCCAUGCUGCAAUUUAAAUUACACGUUUAUUACGUUAACA